Alternaria incomplexa is the source of this 1071-nucleotide messenger RNA. RefSeq lists its product as uncharacterized. The coding region runs from base 1 to 1071 and encodes 356 amino acids. Lineage: Eukaryota; Fungi; Ascomycota; Dothideomycetes; Pleosporales; Pleosporaceae. The record is from RefSeq and is a predicted model, not a curated record. Gene Ontology annotation, biological process: mitotic sister chromatid segregation; kinetochore assembly. Gene Ontology annotation, cellular component: nucleus. The transcript is spliced from 2 exons.
AUGGCGCAACUACAGAGUGAGAGUCUCAGAAAGAUACGCGAGCAUUUCGAAGAAGCUCGGGGUCUGCAGGACGAUGUCGUCGACUUCGACGCGUCCAGCACUGAGGCGCGUCUGGAGCAGACAGUGAAAGAGCUGCAGGCACGCGUGAAAGAACAACAAGCAGCGCUUGACAAGUUGCGAUCUCAGUCACAUGUUGAUAUAGAGACAGCCGCCUAUGCAUCGGAAGAUCCGCGUCAGAAGCUUCAGCAGCUCGCAGCCGUCAAAGACGCGUAUAAACAGUUGAAGCCAACAGCAACGUACCUCCCCACCCAAGGAUCAGUUCUGCCUGCAUUGUUAGCAGCACGCACACUUCAACAGAAUGUCCAAGGGACCAAGGAAGCCAUCACAAGCACUCAGAGCCAACUCAGCACAAAAGAGGCCACGCUUCGUCGUGAAGAAGCCAACUUACACGAUGCCCACCUUCUUACUCAGGCAAUGCAGGAUCGCAUCAGACGGCUACGCUCUCAGCAUGAAGAUCGCUCUCAGAAGACUCCUGCUCAACUUGCACGAGAACUCAUCGCAGCAAAGCGCGCAAAGAAGGAGAACUACGACGCGGAGAUGCAGCGUCUGGGAGAAGCUAUGAACAACUUCAUCAAUGACUACCUCUCUAGCAUGCUUGCAGCAGAAGAGCUCGGCGGCCCUGUCGUAGGCGACAUGCUCGACAUAGAAGACGACACUCUUGCUGCCGGUUUCACAAAGAAAGGACGCGCAAAGUCAUCGAAGAAACCAGUCUCAGACAAGACGCGACAGCGCAGGAUCGAUGAGAUCUGGGGCAAAAAGGCUUCUCUCGAUGCUGAAGAGGAGGAGGAAGAGCCGCCUACUGAGGCUGAAGCUGCGGAUGCAGAGAUGCGACAGUUGAUUGAGAAUCUGUUUGCUACUCUGAUGGGACCAGGAGGUGGAAAGGCAUACUUUCAACUGGAGCGGGACUCUGCGGCUUCACGUUUCUUGAUCAGGGCGAAGAUUGCGCAGUUUCACCCGAAAGAUGCGAGGAGGUUGAGAUUGAUUGACUUUGGACGAGAGCUGGAUGACUGA